This is a messenger RNA of Adineta ricciae, 2730 nucleotides long. The record is from the annotation of a GenBank genome assembly. NCBI's taxonomy places the organism in Eukaryota, Metazoa, Rotifera, Eurotatoria, Adinetida, Adinetidae.
AUGAACGAUCAAGGCACUGAAGCUUCGACUACUAAUCAAGAAGAACAAAAUGUUCUUCCAACGCCGAAAGAAACACAGCAACCACAGCAAAUCAAUGUUGUUGAUGAUGCUGCACUUCAAGCUGUGCUCAGUUCAAUGAGUGAAACAGAGAUGAACGCAUUCCUGGAAGAAUUAAAUAAAACUGGCAAAGCUUUUCUACCUGCUAUCGGUCAAACCAUUGAACUAUUAACUGUGAAUGCACCAGCCGAACUGCCAACUACAACAACGACGGCUGCAGCAGCAAUAAAUCAACCAUCUGCGGAAAUACUUCUUCAAGAGCUUACAACACUUAUUCAACAACCACCAGCUGAUAUUGUACCACUGAAUAUCGGACAAAAACUAGCUGGACCAACAUCACGUACAGGAAAUACAGCAGUGAAAUCAACAAUCACAUCAAACAAUAAUGCGACGAUUCGUAAACCUAUGCAACAACAAAUGACAAAUGAUGAACGAAUGUUUUUUGGUCGACCUACAACUAUCGGACAAGGACAAUACCAUAAUCGAACUGGAUUGAUGCCCGGCAACAGACCACAACACCAGCAACAGCAACACCAACAGCAACAACAGAUUCAUCAUCAUCAACAACAACAACAACAGCAGCAGCAACAACAACAACAAGCUAUGUCAUCUCAACAGCGACGACCUAUAUCUUGGUUUCAGAAUCGUUCUCGACGACAUUCCUCUGAUGAUGAUGAUGAUUCUGAUCGAGAUUCAUCUCCACCUAUGAGCGGCAAUGAUAGUUUAGGACCAACACGUCGUUCAACGCGUGUACCUAAGCCAAAACAAGAUGCAGAUUUCGUAACAUUUCCACUUUUGGAUCGUGAUGAAAAUGGCAAUCCAAUUCCACCGACACCUUCGUCGAUGCCAUUGAACAAAGGUGAAGAUGAUGAAGACGAUAUUCCUUAUCGUUUAAUGGAUUAUCCACGUCCACAACAGCAGCAGAAUCAACAAAAUCAACAAUCGCAAUCAUCAACAGGUGGUCCAGGUCGAAAACCACGUUCAACAGCCGAAAUUCGUAGUUCAACAAAUCUGAAUAAGAAACAAGCCCGUUGGCCAGAUGAUGAAAUGUAUCAUGUCAAAUCAUUCGUACCGCUCAUUAUGCCGCAACAAGUAAUUAAUCCAUCAACAAUGAAAAACAAGAUGACACUCUGUAAACCAUUAGUAUCUGAACGUGAGGUAGAAGCGAAACCAACGCGAUUUACAAUUGCUACCCAAACAGAAAUGGAACAUAUGAUACCAGAUGUACCUCUAGUUACUCUACCUGUACCAAUUUAUCUUCCAUCACCAACACCGAGCUAUCGCCUAUUCAAACCAAAAGCGGUACCUAUACCGGUACCAUUCUUUGUUCCCAUUAUGAUACCUGUACAACGUAAAACUUUCAAAAACAUUCGUGAUUAUCUUCAAACUCAACGUGAUCUUUUACCGGAUGAUCCAUUCGAAGCUGCGCUUGUUAUGCACGCAGAAAGUCUAGUUCGUGCAGAAAAUCAGCCACAACAGACGAUAACAACCAACGGAAAUGACUCAGUUAUGAUGAUGGAUUUAGCACGUGAUGAUUCGUACAUAACACCCUCGCAAACAAUAGAGAAUCUGCCAGAACUUGAUUUGGAAGCGCAUUAUAUUGAUCCAAUCACUUCAAAUGAUCCCGAAGUUCAAAAACUUCUUCGAAUGUUACCCGACGCUGGAUACCGCCUGAAAUGGACAUAUGGUGUUGAAGCAUUCCAACAAUGGAGCACCCAACGUAAUCGGCCGUUUCUUUCAGCUCCACCUGACGAGGCAGAAUUAGCCAAACAAUACUUAGUUAAAUCUGAUCUGCUUUCAUACGUCAAUGGUGAUGAAUUACAGCACGUUAUGGAUGCAUUCGUACAUGAGGUUCGACGGCCAUCGGGAGAGCCAUAUUUACCAGAGAGCAUCUAUUACCUUUGUUUGGGCGUUCAAUUUUAUUUGAAUAUCAACAAUCGCCAAAUUGAUCUGUUCGAUCCACGUUACAUCGAAUUCAAUUCAACUUUGAAUAAAAUCCUUCAAUCUUAUACACCACGCGUAUUAGCUGAUUCUAAUACCUAUGUAUCAUUGAUUGAUGAAGACCUACUAUACGAUGUUCAUCAAUUAGGUACUCUAACGCCAUGGUCAUUAUUAACAACAUUACUCUAUACAAAUUCGAAAUAUUUUAAUCUGAAAACGGUGGAAUCACAUAUGGCUAUUUCGUUUGCAAAUUUCGGUAAAUACUCACAAUGGGUACGUUUGGCACCGAAUUCUCCACAAGGACAACAGAUGAGUUAUCUACGCUUCUAUGCACACAACCCAGAUUUAAAAUCAUUAGUAAAUUCACCUACCGUCUAUGAAAUAACGGAACAAGUCAAUGAUCCUGUUCGAUGUCCGAUCAAACAAUAUGAUUUCUAUAUCUCGAAGUGUCCAGAACAAAUUCGUGGUACGGCUGAUGUUUUCUAUCUGCGUCCUGUACUUGAGCAAAUACAAGAAAAUUCAGUUUGGUAUUCAAAUGAAUCACUGGCACCAACAAUUAUUGAUCAAAUCCUCAACAGACUCAAACUAGUACCAGAUUUUUACAAUCAAACCAAACCCGUGGAGACAAACUCCACUUCACUAAAUGGAAAUAACUCAUUUAUCUCCUCAUCAUCGUCAACAACCAUUGCAACACCACCACCACCACCAGCAACAUCAAACCCAAAUAAUUAA